This is a messenger RNA of Talaromyces proteolyticus, 645 nucleotides long. RefSeq lists its product as uncharacterized. Lineage: Eukaryota; Fungi; Ascomycota; Eurotiomycetes; Eurotiales; Trichocomaceae. The coding region runs from base 1 to 645 and encodes 214 amino acids. The transcript has a single exon. The record is from RefSeq and is a predicted model, not a curated record.
AUGUGCGAAAAAUUUGGAGCCAAACACGAAUUCUGCCGAUCACUUUUAGAAGAACGUGGCUGGACAGAACCUAAGUCACUGGAGUUGCAUUCCUGGUGUCGCAUCAUCUUAGAUUAUCCUGACAAGUUUCUGCCAGUGUUAGUUGACAUUCGCGAAGAAGAAAUAGGAGAUAUCCUUAAAGCGUGUGUCAAUAUUCGUCACUCUGCAGUUCACCGUCGCCCACAGGAUGCUGAAACCAUUCUCGGGAGCCUUGAAGCUGGGAUAGGCUUGGCCAAGAUGCACCAAGAUAUAGCAGUUGUUCAGCAUAUUCAGAAUCUUCGGACGGACUUCCAAGCCAUCAUCAAAGAUAUCUACUCACAAAAAGACGUCUUUCAGGACAAGUUGCGAAUACAACUUGAACAAAUCUCGGCAGAGCGGGCUCGGUUAAGGCAGAAAGCAACGGAGGAUGCCAAAACAGAAGUAGAAGCAUAUAUGAGAGAAGCUGGUGCAAAGCUUGCGGAUUGUGUCAACUCUACGUCACAAAAACUGGCAUCGGUCACAGAAGUUGUACAAGAUAGUGACUACUUUUCCGAGCCUGACAUCGACAAAAUCCUGCUAGAGGCAGAAAGAACAAGCAUUGUUCCGGGCGUGAGGUUGUCUAGAUGA